CUCUGGACCGAGAGAGCGAGAGGAAGGAAGGGGACGUUUGACAAGUAGUUUUUGUGGAAAGAGACACAGCAGACAUGGGGGUCUUCCCAAUACCUCUUCUGACUGCCUCAUUCUGGGGGAAAAGGCUUUAAAGGGUAGAACAGGGAUUACACAGUCACACACAGACACACACACUCAUGCCAUGGAAGGGGACAGUGGUGUCACAGCACACACAGAGGGUCUGAAUGGUGUGUUCCAUCAUGAAUGUCAAGAGACAGAGGAGCUAACCAAUGGCCACUUCAACCACAAACCUGUGAUGAAUGGACUGAUGCCAGGUCAUAGUGUGAAAGAGCACGGCAACGGUAGUUCAGUGCUCAAAUCUCUGCCAAUUUCAGCUCUGAAGCAGAAUGGCCUUCUGCAGUCCCUGGCAGCAGGAGGAAAGCAACCCAAGACAGAAAGGGAGAGUGCGGAUGUGGAGCAGGCUAGAGAGGAGUGGGAGGCUCUAGAGAGUAUCCAACCAGUGGUCAGUGAGGAGUCCAGUCCCACCCCUCUCAUCUCCUUUAACGAGGCGCUGCAGCACUUCCAGACUACAGACCUUGGAGAGCUGCUGAAGAAGAUCCAGCCCACCAUUCGCAGGACGGGUCUGGCCACUUUCACACACUUCCUGUUCGGCCCGCCGCGACUUCAGCGGGAACUACUGGAGGAGAGGGACCUGGUCUUUGCCAUCGCACAGCGUUCUCUGGAUAACAGUCAGGCUGUACAUCUGCGUGUUCUACAGACCAUCUAUAAGAGGCUGACAGGCAGUAAGCUGGACUGUCCUCGGUUCGGGACACACUGGGAGAAUGUGGGCUUUCAGGGUACGGACCCAGCCACAGACCUGCGUGGUACAGGUUUCCUGGGGCUGAUGCAUGCCUUGUACCUGGUAAUGGACCCUGAGACGCUGCCUUUAGCCAGAGACAUCUUCAAGCUGUCCCAGCACCCCACACAGAACUUUCCUUUCUGUGUGAUGUCCAUCAAUAUGACCUGUAUCGCCCUGCAUGCACUCAGAGAAGAGGCCCUCUCCAAGGAGUGUAACCGUCGACAGCAGGUAGUGGGGGUGUUGAAUGAGUUCUACGUUGCCACGUUCCUGCACCUCUACCAGCUGUGGAAGAGCCAGCAGAAGACCAUAUCUGACUCCGGCUUCGUCCUGAAAGAAGUGGAGCUGUUUGCCAAAAAGAACCCCAAGCAGAUGCUGCGUCGACUGGACGUCUUCUUGAGGGAGAGGAGGUACCCGGACCCCACGGCCCAGCGACCCUCACCCUGCCUGGGGGGGAGAGGGGCCAGGUCUGAGGGAACCAGGGGCAAGGAGAUGCACUUCACUGGAGUGUGUGAGCUACCACUAAACAUGGAGGGAGAGGCCAGGCUCAUCUGACACACAGAGAGUCUGUGUGUACGGCUCGACUAGUCUGAGCUAGAAAGAGGGUGUGUUUGUGUCAGUUGUGUGUGUAGGGACCCCACCAAGCUUUGACCCACUCCCUGCGGUCCUUUCCCAUUGAUGCUGUAAAACUGCUGUCAGAACAGUUUGUAUGGAGUCACUGACUCCUCUCCCAACAGAAGUACUUGUCGGUGUGGCAUGGGACUGAUGGAUGAAUAGAAUAUGUCAUUAAAUAGAGAGAGAGAGAAUGAAAGGUGAGCGUUUCAAGGACUGGUGUGGGUGCAGGCUUUGCUCCAGACAAGCAGUAGCACACCUGAUUCUACUAAUCAUCCAAUCAUAGUUGGUUUAUUGAGGCCAAAUCAGAAGCUUCCAAACCCCAGGGCUUCUAUCUGUCUGCAGCCCUAGUAGAGUUUUGGAAGGGUGUAGGGUCAAUGACUGACUUCUACUGUCAGCAGAACUGUGUGUGCGUGCACUAGGUAUGGAGAUUAAGGUGUGUGUUGGCUAUAGUUGGAACAGUGAGGCCUGUGUUUCUGUAUGUUGUCAGGUCGAUAUGUGUGUGUCUGGGUUCGGAUGGUUCUUGUCCCAGUGCAGGUUAAAUAGGUGUGUGUGUGUGUGUCUGGGCUCGGAUGGUUCCUGUCUGUCCCAGUGCAGGUUAAAUAGGCUGAUGUGUGUGUGUGUCUGGGCUCGGAUGGUUCCUGUCUGUCCCAGUGCAGGUUAAAUAGGCUGAUGUGUGUGUGUCUGGGCUCGGAUGGUUCCUGUCUGUCCCAGUGCAGGUUAAAUAGGCUGAUGUGUGUGUGUGUCUGGGCUCGGAUGGUUCCUGUCUGUCCCAGUGCAGGUUAAAUAGGCUGAUGUGUGUGUGUCUGGGCUCGGAUGGUUCCUGUCUCAGUCCCGGUGCAGGUUAAAUAGGCUGAUGUGUGUGUGUGUCUGGGCUCGGAUGGUUCCUGUCUGUCCCAGUGCAGGUUAAAUAGGCUGAUGUGUGUGUGUCUGGGCUCGGAUGGUUCCUGUCUGUCCCAGUGCAGGUUAAAUAGGCUGAUGUGUGUCUGGGCUCGGAUGGUUCCUGUCUCAGUCCCGGUGCAGGUUAAAUAGGCUGAUGUGUGUGUGUCUGGGCUCGGAUGGUUCCUGUCUGUCCCAGUGCAGGUUAAAUAGGCCCAGAGCCCCUAGUUGUUUGGGGGAUAUAUUUUUUAAUAAUUGAAAAACUAUUUUAGUCCUUUCCUAAGGGAUAGAUGCCAUAACAAUACAUGAAAUGAUACUGUAUAUGAAAAUGAUAUAUUAUAUUAUGGAUAUAGCACUUGAUGAUAGUGGCAGAAUGAGAGGGACUUCUUCUGCUAAGAAACUCAGGAAGACUGUUCAAAUGAUUCGCUGUUCCCUGUAUAGAGUUCUACUAUUGACCAUCUUCCCUGUAGUGAAUAGGGUUUUACUUAGUGAAUAUGGGUUUCACGUAGUGAAUAGGGGUUUCACGUAGUGAAUAGGGUUUUACGUAGUGAAUAGGGGUUUCACGUAGUGAAUAGGGUUUCACGUAGUGAAUAGGGGUUUCACGUAGUGAAUAGGGUUUUACGUAGUGAAUAGGGGUUUCACGUAGUGAAUAGGGGUUUCACGUAGUGAAUAGGGUUUUUACGUAGUGAAUAGGGGUUUUACGUAGUGAAUAGGGGUUUUACGUAGUGAAUAGGGGUUUCACGUAGUGAAUAGGGGUUUCACGUAGUGAAUAGGGGUUUCACGUAGUGAAUAGGGGUUUCACGUAGUGAAUAGGGUUUUACGUAGUGAAUAGGGGUUUCGCGUAGUGAAUAGGGGUUUCGCGUAGUGAAUAGGGGUUUCGCGUAGUGAAUAGGGGUUUCGCGUAGUGAAUAGGGGUUUCGCGUAGUGAAUAGGGGUUUCGCGUAGUGAAUAGGGGUUUCGCGUAGUGAAUAGGGGUUUCGUGUAGUGAAUAGGGGUUUCGUGUAGUGAAUAGGGGCUUCGUGUAGUGAAUAGGGGCUUCGUGUAGUGAAUAGGGGCUUCGUGUAGUGAAUAGGGGCUUCACGUAGUGAAUAGGGGCUUCACGUAGUGAAUAGGGGUUUCACGUAGUGAAUAGUGUUUCAUUUGAGAUGAGCAUUUAGACUGGUCAGUCAAGCCAACAGCUAUUGGCUGGUUUAGUCUGACCAGUGAUAGAAGUCGUCUGGGAGGUUUUCUACAUGCAUUCCGUUACAGAGCAUCCAACUGGAGUUGAUUGACCAGUGCCAGAGUAAUGUCAGUCGUGUGUGUUAUCUGACUCGAUCGAUAGUGCACACAAAUUACACACGUGCCUAACUAAAGGUUAGUGUCCAGAGAUGAUCUUUUUCUAAAUGAUGAAUUGAUAGUGAUGAUAACAGUGAAAGGUGUGUCUCUAUGAAGGUGCAAAGUAAGCAAUCCCAACUCUGUCAGAGAUCACAAUAAUACUGGUGUUUGUGUGUGUGUGAUGGUACAGUAUGACAGGGGAGCGUACCUCUGCAGUCACAAUCAGUAGCAUGUUCAGGUAGCACCGGUACUGUAGCUUCCUUGUUGUUUUACCUUCCUUGUAAAGCUUGUUUCUCUUGGUCAUGUGGUCUGAUUUACAGUCUUUAGCGUCGGUGCUGUUACUACAGUACAUUCACAACAUCCCCUCUACAACAGACAUGUAGUUAGUAGAGCUACUCAGUGGAUCCAUGUUUUGUGAGGUACUUGUAGAUCUUCAGUAGCCAGUUCUUAAAUAUGAUCUUUGUCUUCUGGGAUGAAAGCAGAACAAACAGGAGGGUCCUCUCUCUAAGAGCAGAUCAUCAGGUUGGAUGUAUCACUGGGUCAGGGGUUAAAGUGUACACAUCUAGAAACAUGAUAUAAACAUCUAUAGGUGUGGACAUGAUCAGCUACAAUAUGUAGCCUAUCUUGUCUUAUUGGGUUAUUUACAAGCACAUCACUAUCCACAUAUACCCCCCAUUUUCAAAAAAGGAAUACGUGCUGUUUUUUUUGCCAAGUGUAAGUAUUUUUGUUAGUCAGCUAAAUGUGCACUCUUCUAGAAUGCUGGAGGUGUGUACAGUGUGAGUGUUGCUAGGUGACUAUUAGGCUUUGUCUGUGUUGUAUUUUUAACCGACCUCGAAAGAACAGGGCCUCUAUCUCUGCAGCUAUAAUCUCAUCAUAGCCCUUGUUAAUCUGAAACAUUUACUAAAGUCAUGUAAUUUAACUGAACCUGUAUUUCAGAUUGGGAAGAUACACCAAGUUAUUUUAUUUUAGCAGAAGUGCUUGUUCCAGUUUAGUGUGUGAAUCAUGAAGUACAAAAGGUGAUUGUUACUGUGUAAUUGUUAGUAGGGUAUUCUAUUGAAAUCAGUCAGAUUUAUUUAGAAAUAAAGCAAUUUUUACAUCAGCAGAUGUCACAAAGUGCUAUACAGAAACCCAGCCUAAAACCUCAAACGGCAAGUAAUGUAGAUGUAGAAGCACAGUGGCUAGGAAAAACUCCCUAGAAAGGCAGGAACCUAGGAAGAAACCUAAAGUGGAACCAGGCUCUGAGGGGUGGCCAGUCCUCUCCUGGCUGUACUGGGUAGAGAGGAACCAGGCUCUGAGGGGUGGCCAGUCCUCUCCUGGCUGUGCUGGGUAGAGAGGAACCAGGCUCUGAGGGGUGGCCAGUCCUCUCCUGGCUGUGCUGGGUAGAGAGGAACCAGGCUCUGAGGGGUGGCCAGUCCUCUCCUGGCUGUGCUGGGUAGAGAGGAACCAGGCUCUGAGGGGUGGCCAGUCCUCUCCUGGCUGUACUGGGUAGAGAGGAACCAGGCUCUGAGGGGUGGCCAGUCCUCUCCUGGCUGUGCUGGGUAGAGAGGAACCAGGCUCUGAGGGGUGGCCAGUCCUCUCCUGGCUGUGCUGGGUAGAGAGGAACCAGGCUCGGAGGGGUGGCCAGUCCUCUCCUGGCUGUGCUGGGUAGAGAGGAACCAGGCUCUGAGGGGUGGCCAGUCCUCUUCUGGCUGUACUGGGUAGAGAGGAACCAGGCUCUGAGGGGUGGCCAGUCCUCUCCUGGCUGUACUGGGUAGAGAGGAACCAGGCUCUGAGGGGUGGCCAGUCCUCUCCUGGCUGUGCUGGGUAGAGAGGAACCAGGCUCUGAGGGGUGGCCAGUCCUCUCCUGGCUGUGCUGGGUAGAGAGGAACCAGGCUCUGAGGGGUGGCCAGUCCUCUCCUGGCUGUACUGGGUAGAGAGGAACCAGGCUCUGAGGGGUGGCCAGUCCUCUUCUGGCUGUGCUGGGUAGUGGAUAAGAAAAACAUUGCUUACCUCAAGACUUGAGACAAUUCUUCUCUUUCUCUUCUUUUGGAUGUCUGUUGACAAGGACAAUGGCUUCUCACUUCAUAUAACUGCAGGCCUUAUCUUUUCUCUUUCCGUUGUUAGACACAUACUCCCUGUGUAUUCCACACCUGAAACACUAGUGAACUAAUGCUGAAGCUGGUAGGCUAUGCAUUCUAUUUCAAAUGACACAUGCUUGAUCCACAUGGCUUUAUAUCAGCCUGACUGCAGAUCCACUCCAUGUUGACUAUGUUAAUGAUAAGCAAAUGUUCUUGUGGCUGCUACAGUAUCCACUUUCGCUGUUGUAUUGGUGAUUGUUCCCACCUUUGACCAUGUCAGGAUCAUACAGGAACAUUGUGCUGCUCCUCCAAAUUGGAUUUGCAUUCCCAAAUCAAGGUUUUGGCUUGAAUUCCUUGCAUAUGUUUCCACCCGUUAGGUCAUAUUUUAUUUUCACCGGUUAGAUCUCAGUUCAGAACCAAUAGAAAACGGGUCUAUAGGCAGCAUGCAUGGUACUGAAUAUAACAAAUCACUUCCUUAAUCUCUUGCGCUUUAUAUGAAGGUGUUCUACUGUUGCUGUUGUCGUCAUUUGUCCCCAAAAGCAUUCUAUGACUGUACCUUGAUUGUAGAAGCCCUAUUUUAUAAUGAGUUAUUUCAGAAAAAUGUGCUGAUGUACAGUAAUGUAUUGUAUGGAGAAACUUAAAUAAAUGCCAUUUAAAACACA
Messenger RNA from Oncorhynchus nerka (sockeye salmon), 6359 nucleotides. RefSeq names its product ELMO domain-containing protein 3-like. The transcript has 12 exons. NCBI's taxonomy places the organism in Eukaryota, Metazoa, Chordata, Actinopteri, Salmoniformes, Salmonidae. The record is from RefSeq and is a predicted model, not a curated record. Bases 182 to 1390 code for a protein of 402 amino acids.